Messenger RNA from Priapulus caudatus, 1450 nucleotides. Its product is annotated as sodium- and chloride-dependent glycine transporter 2-like. Gene Ontology annotation, biological process: sodium ion transmembrane transport. NCBI's taxonomy places the organism in Eukaryota, Metazoa, Priapulida, Priapulimorpha, Priapulimorphida, Priapulidae. The record is from RefSeq and is a predicted model, not a curated record. The transcript has 6 exons. Gene Ontology annotation, cellular component: membrane. The coding region runs from base 6 to 818 and encodes 270 amino acids.
CACAAAUGCCAGUUGCGCCGCUAUGGUCCAUUUGUUUUUUCUUCAUGAUGAUUAUACUGGGAUUUGGAUCACAGUUUUCUAUCAUGGAGACAGUCAUGUCGGCAGUGAUUGAUUCAUAUCCUCACAUUCUUCGUACCAGUACUCUACGGACAGUCGCAUUCCGAGCCACGUUUUGUAGCCUAUGUUUCCUACUCGGCCUAACGAUGGUGACUCGGGGAGGCAUGUAUGUACUAAACAUCAUGGACGAAAGCGUUGGAGGAAUCACAUUGGUCAUAGUUGGAAUUGUAGAGUUUGUUGCUCUACACUGGGUGUAUGGUACGGAUCGAGUUUGUGAUGACAUUUACCUAAUGAUAGGCGUGCAGCUAUCUGUAUUUUGGAGAAUCGCUUGGAAAUACGUAUCUCCCAUCACACUCAUAAUUGUUAUUAUAAUGAGCCUGAUACAGUAUUCUCCCGUCACAUACGAAAUGCCCUAUGCAGAAAAUGGCGUGUAUAUUUAUCCAAAGUGGAGCAUGAUAAUCGAAUGGAGCAUCGUUGGCAUUCCUGUUUUCGUCAUUAUAGCAGCAUUCCUGCACGAGUUCUGCAGUGUGUCAGGAUGGACGGCGCUAAAGGAAGCCGCUCAACCAGGUUGGAACUGGGGACCAGCCGCCGAUCAACGCAACCUGCACAGUGGUGACUCUGCUAAACAGAUAUUUAGAAAUACCUCCGAAAUCAGCCUGUCAUCACUCGACCCUACUAACCUUGCUCUUAGUAUUGACAUGAACAACGGCAUUACGAACAACAGCUUUGAUCCUACACUAGAUAACAUUACUAGGUAUUAGCACCUCGUGAUAUUAGGGAAUGUGCAAUUGCAUUAGCAUUGGUAGUUUCAGUUGUCGUUGUCGUUUCUUGCAAUAAUUUACCCUCUUGGUAGAUAACGGCGACAUUUGCUUUAUUUCUGCAUGUAUCGUAUCUGAUCAUGCUUUGCUAGAAACUCCCAUCACUACGUAGAGCCAUUAUCGUUAUCAUUAGACAUGUGCACUUAGGAUGAAGAUAGGGACAGGGGUAGCAAUGUUAAGGGACAAAGAGAUAAGGAUAAGGAUAAUGAGGCGCUUGUUGAGGAAGUGCUGCGCCAUCGUCAGAUAAAAUUCCGUAAUUCACCGGUGGAACAUUUCAUGAAAUAAGUGCGGCAGUAAGCCAUUUGUACCGAUAUGCUAUUUGCAGUGAUAGUAUUGGUUAUAAUUGAUAUAAUGGAUAUUAUACAGUUGAGGGUAUUUGCAACCUUCCUGUCUCAUCUAACUAUAUUAAUCGACUACCAAUUUAGUGACGCCACAAAUUAUAAUCAGAAUUUUUUUGUUUCGAAUCGGAUUACUUGGUCAUGUAAUUACAAUGUCGAUAUCUAUGUCACGCAGCACACCAGCAGGUGUAUUAUAGUUGUGAAAACGAGAAGAGGAGUUGAGUGUUGAUUUAUCGA